Messenger RNA from Eucalyptus grandis, 2244 nucleotides. RefSeq lists its product as uncharacterized. NCBI's taxonomy places the organism in Eukaryota, Viridiplantae, Streptophyta, Magnoliopsida, Myrtales, Myrtaceae. The transcript has 14 exons. The record is from RefSeq and is a predicted model, not a curated record. The coding region runs from base 1 to 2109 and encodes 702 amino acids.
AUGACUUGCUCGACACACUUUGCGAAGCCCAAACGACGACGCCAGCAGCGCCGUGGAAACUCCAGAAGCUCCGUUCGCAUCUCUCUCAUGGCGACGACGCCGGCCGGAACUCCGGCUCCUCCAUCUCCGAUCGCCAUCGGCGAUUGCGAAGUGACGAUCGAAUCCAAGAAGUUCGCGCUGGAAUCCGACCCGAACUGCCUCAGCAUAUCCGUCUCCAGGAAGGCGCAGAUCAAGAUCGCAGUGAAAGGAGAUGGGAGUAGGGCCAGCGACGAUGGAAAUAGGCUCGCGGAAUGUAAAGGCAAGGAGCUCGUGUUCUCAGGCGAUGAAUACUAUUUCGUCUUGGUUAAUCCGAAAGAUGCUGAUUCCCGUUGCAAAUCACUGAUUCAGGAAGUGCUAAAACUGUAUUCAAAAGAACUGCCUGCAAUGAAUUAUGCUGCUAACACAGGGAAGGAGUCGAUGUUCCUUGAGCGAUGCGUAGCCAACGGGAAAUACCGCACACUGAUUUUGAAAAGAAAAUCUUUGGACGGUCUUGAGGAGGUUUUGGCUGCAAUUACUUAUCAAAUAGUGCCUGCCGACACAAAUUAUGCUGAAAUCCCUCUUGCCGCUGUUAGUGCAAUUUACCAACAUAAGGGCAUAGGCCGCCUCUUGUUCACGGAACUGAGAAAUAGACUUCAGAGUGUUGGUAUCUGUGCAAUAUUUUGCUGGGGAGACAAGGAAUCUGAAGAGUUUUGGUUUAAGAUGGGCUUUGUAUCAGUUGCAGAGGUUGACAGCAAGGGUAGAGCUCGCAGGCUUCCAAUCAAGGCUGACAUUCGAAAAGCAUUAUGCUUUCCAGGUGGUUCAACACUCAUGGUUUCUCAUCUUAGCAAGGAUAUUUCAGUUGAUCCUUCAGAUUCACUGAAAUUGUCUAUAAGACAAAGCAAGAUGUUCUCCUCGUUUGCUUGUGUUAAAAUCCAGGGGCUUGGUCCCUCAGGAGAAAAUUGUGCUACUCUGGCAAUGACGAGCAGGACAGAGAACUGCCAACCUGAAGAAUUGCUGAUGGAUGGGAUCACAAGAGAAGCUGAGAAGGUGGAGGGAACUUCUCAAAAUCAUGGCAGUGGUAAGGACAAGGUUCCUUCCAACAAAAUGGACUACCAGAACAAAGAAUACAGUGCUAAACUUUCUGACUGUGGAGCCCAUGAUAAUGUAGAUCGCUGUCAUUGCUCUGGACAUGGCAAAAAGAGGAUAGUAUGGGAAGCUACGUUAUCCUCAUUGAAGUCCAAAAAAGUGAAGGGAAGCCAACAAGCUGAUUGCCAGUUAUGUUGUGAUGGGAAUCCAGUUUUAGAAAGUGAACGAAAUGAUUCUCAUUCUGAAGGAUGCUUGUCUGGAUUUCCAAGAAAUAAUUUCCUAGGGGAAGCUAUUCCUAGCAACCGUGAGGAAAAGAAUGCUAAAAAAUGGACCUCAUUAGACACAGCAUCAACAGCGCCCCCCCAAAAUGAAGUUCAUUCCGGAGAAGCAUGCUUCAGAAUCAUGCUGAUGGACAUAGCUGAAGAUACUAAGAAAGCCCAUCUCACAAAGGUAAUUGAAGGACUUGGGGGUGUUGUAGCUUCGGAUGGAAGCACAAGCACACACAUCGUAACUGGGAAAGUCAGGAGGACUCUGAAUUUCUGCACUGCCCUCUGCUCAGGAGCUUGGAUACUUUCGCCCCUUUGGUUGAAACAGAGCUUUCGUGAAGGCAGAUUCGUGGAUGAACUGCCAUAUAUAUUAGAUGACAAAGACUAUUCCCUGAAGUAUAGAUCUGAGUUAAAAGGUGCAGUUCUCAGAGGAAAAGCUAGACCAAGGGCUCUACUUGAAGGGUAUAAUGUAUGCAUCUCGGCUCAUGUUCAACCCCCCAUUAAGACUAUGACAGCCAUUGUAAUUGCCGCUGGUGGAACAAAAAUUCAGAUCAUUCGUCGACUGGACAAAGUGAAUGAUCCAUCAAAGACAAUUUUCAUAGCAUGUGAGGAAGAUAUGGAGGAGGCAUUGGUGGCUGCAAAGAAGGGAGCAUGGACAUUCAGCAGUGACUGGUUCAUGAAUUGCAUCAUGAGACAACAGCUUGACUUGGAGGAGCCACAGUUUGCAGAGUCUCUAUAAGAACAUGUCGAUGAAAUGAAAUCCUACAACUACGAUUAGAGAUGUAAAUGUCUUUUUCUUUUUGGCAUGCAAUGUACAGGACCGACAGCCCCAUAGUUAUAAAUAACUGCCAUGAUCAUGGAAAAUCUUUUCAUC